AUGUGCGACCAAAUAAACCCUGAGCUUGAAUUACUAAGUAACAUUAGAAAGAAUGCCAAGUAUAGUUAUCUCUUUAAGAUCAGAAAGAAUCUCAAGUAUAGUUAUCUCUUUAAGAUCAGAAAGAAUCUCAAGUAUAGUGAUCUCUUUCAGAUCAGAAAGAAUCUCAAGUAUAGUGAUCUCUUUCAGAUCAGAAAGAAUCUCAAGUAUAGUGAUCUCUUUCAGAUCAGAAAGAAUGUCAAGUAUUGUGAUCUCUUUAACAUCAGAAAGAAUGUCAAGUGUUGUGAUCUCUUUCAGAUCAGAAAGAAUGUCAAGUAUAGUGAUCUCUUUCAGAUCAGAAAGAAUCUCAAGUAUAGUGAUCUCUUUCAUAUCAGAAAGAAUCUCAAGUAUAGUGAUCUCUUUCAGAUCAGAAAGAAUCUCAAGUAUAGUGAUCUCUUUCAGAUCAGAAAGAAUCUCAAGUAUUGUGAUCUCUUUCAGAUCAGAAAGAAUCUCAAGUAUAGUGAUCUCUUUCAGUUCAGAAAAAUCUCAAGUAUAGUGAUCUCUUUCAGAUCAGAAAGAAUGUCAAGUAUUGUGAUCUCUUUCAGAUCAGAAAGAAUCUCAAGUAUAGUGAUCUCUUUCAGAUCAGAAAGAAUCACAAGUAUAGUGAUCUCUUCCAGAUCAGAAAGAACCUCAAGUAUAAUCAGAAAGAAUGUCAAGUAUUGUGAUCUCUUCCAGAUCAGAAAGAAUCUCAAGUAUAGUGAUCUCUUUCAGUUCAGAAAAAAUCUCAAGUAUAGUGAUCUCUUUCAGAUCAGAAAGAAUCUCAACUAUAGUGAUCUCUUUAAGAUCAGAAAGAAUGUCAAGUAUUGUGAUCUCUUUAACAUCAGAAAGAAUGUCAAGUAUAGUGAUCUCUUCCAGAUCAGAAAGAAUGUCAAUUAUAGUGAUCUCUUUCAGUUCAGAAAAAAUCUCAAGUAUAGUGAUCUCUUUCAGAUCAGAAAGAAUGUCAAGUAUAGUUAUCUCUUUCAGAUCAGAAAGAAUGUCAAGUAUUGUGAUCUCUUUCAGAUCAGAAAGAAUCUCAAGUAUAGUGAUCUCUUUCAGAUCAGAAAGAAUCUCAAGUAUAGUGAUCUCUUUAAGAUCAGAAAGAAUGUCAAGUAUUGUGAUCUCUUUCAGAUCAGAAAGAAUCUCAAGUAUAGUGAUCUCUUUAAGAUCAGAAAGAAUGUCAAGUAUUGUGAUCUCUUUAACAUCAGAAAGAAUGUCAAGUAUAGUGAUCUCUUUCAGAUCAGAGAAAAUGUCAAGUAUAGUGAUCUCUUUCAGAUCAGAAAGAAUGUCAAGUAUUGUGAUCUCUUUCAGAUCAGAGAGAAUGUCAAGUAUAGUGAUCUCUUUCAGAUCAGAAAGAAUGUCAAGUAUAGUUAUCUCUUUCAGAUCAGAAAGAAUGUCAAGUAUUGUGAUCUCUUUCAGAUCAGAAAGAAUCUCAAGUAUAGUGAUCUCUUUAAGAUCAGGAAAGAAUGUCAAGUUAUUGUGAACUCUUUAACUCAGAAAAAGAAUGUGGAAUCGAAAGAUCUCAAGUAUAGUGAUCUCUUUCAGAUCAGAAAGAAUGUCAAUAUAGUGUCCUCUUCCAGAUCAGAAAGAUGUCAUUAUAGUGACUCUUUCAGAUAG
This is a messenger RNA of Macrobrachium nipponense, 1629 nucleotides long. RefSeq lists its product as uncharacterized. NCBI's taxonomy places the organism in Eukaryota, Metazoa, Arthropoda, Malacostraca, Decapoda, Palaemonidae. The transcript has 3 exons. The record is from RefSeq and is a predicted model, not a curated record. Bases 1 to 1629 code for a protein of 542 amino acids.